This is a messenger RNA of Meloidogyne enterolobii, 263 nucleotides long. Lineage: Eukaryota; Metazoa; Nematoda; Chromadorea; Rhabditida; Meloidogynidae. The record is from the annotation of a GenBank genome assembly.
UUCUAUUUAAGAUAUUCAAACAAAGAAUGGCUGGUACAGAAGCCGAAAAUUGGUGGAAGGAUGAAAUGAGAUGGGAAGAUGAAGAAGAAGAAAAUGAAGAAUAUAAACAACAAACAGAAGAAGAAACAACAAACAACGAUUCUGGAAUGGAAAGUGGGGAUGACGAGGAAAAUUGUUUUGAAAGUCAAAAUAGAAGGGAUUCUGUUACUUCUGAAUGUUAUUCGACUACAAGUUGUUCUUCCGAUACUUCUUCAAAUUUUUGA